Actinia tenebrosa (Australian red waratah sea anemone) is the source of this 3233-nucleotide messenger RNA. RefSeq lists its product as uncharacterized. The record is from RefSeq and is a predicted model, not a curated record. Lineage: Eukaryota; Metazoa; Cnidaria; Anthozoa; Actiniaria; Actiniidae.
UAUAAACUUGAGUGUUUCAGGUAAUGGCUCCUAGUAUUUUUCUGUGAUCACACUUGUGAUCUGAAAUCGGCAUAGGUGGGAACGCAAAAUAGAUGCUGGGAGAAUGCCUUUUCUCGAGUUGCAUUUAAAAAAACUUAUGUCAAUCGUACAACACUAACAGCAUAGCGACUCUAAAAGAAUUAGAAGAAACGAAAAAAUUGAUAAAUAAUGUUCACUUUCGUGAGCAAUCUGUCAGGCAUCCUUCAGUAUUAAUAAUAGUGGAGGUUUCCUUCCGAGGAGAAACCUUCAAGAAUUGUCAAGAUAAUGGUUACCCUGUGGCGAUGCCUUGGUGUUUGCAUUAGGAAGACUGGUAACGAAGAGAUAGAUGAUUACCACCUCAAAGCAAGAACUGAUGGCAUGAAACAAUUCAAUAUUUUAGGUCUUAUCUUAGGUCUAAUUAAAAAAGGCCUUUAGAACUAGUUUUUGCUAGAGUACAAACACUAAAGAUUUGCAACAUCAAUAGUACUAAAUACUGUGAAAUUGUGCUAAUUCUAUUGUUUUCUAUUAUGUAAUUAGUGCUAUUUAGUUCUAAAUAGUGCAAAGUAUUGCACGCUUUUAAUGUUUGUACUCCAUCUACCUGAUCUAACGAUCUAUUAUUAUUGUACCCUAGGCCAAUUAACGAAAAAGCUUUCAAUAAAUAGGUGCAUGGUUAGUUAUUCGCAAUUACUGUAUUUCUUAAUUGGUGCCUCAAGGACUGAGGUAUGAGUUAGAUUGGACUUUCACACGAAAUAUGACAUAAUAUUAACAAGAAAUGAACUAUUUUAAAACGGAUUUCAUUUUUUUCUAGCAUAUAUUAAAAAAUUUCUUAGCAAGAUAUGAUCUAUGAUAAAAUUCUUAACACUAUUUUUAAAAAAACUCCGUCACAAACACGACCCAUGCGGAAAUUGCUUAAAAUUCCUGAUCCGUGACAUCAUCGUUAGCCAUCCUAACCUAGACGUCACAGGUCGCACGUAAAUCCAAAAAAAUCUUACCUAACAUUGUUUUAUUUUUUAUUUUUAUGUGACAAUUUAAUCCACAAUUCUAGUUAACUAAUUUAAUAGCAUUACUUAUGUCUUAAAACCUUUUUAUGAUAUUAUGCAUACACUCAGCCUUAAGCAAGCAAGUGAGCCAUGCAGUUAAUAAAUAAUCAGUCAAUGACACUUUAACAGAAGAAAUGGGUGCUCUUUUAUUUUUACUGUCAAGAAAUGAUAAAUUAUGAUAUUUGUUUAAGAGAAUCAAGAAGGUUCUCUUAACGCAGAAAUUUAUUUUAAGUCAUGAAAGAAUGUGCUUGAUUAUGCGACUAAGAUGACGUAUGUUUAUUGCCCGAUCUUAUUUUUUGAUGUUUUACUCCGAUUCUCUCUCUCGUUCUUUGGAAAAUAACCUUUGCUAUAACUUCAUUGUGAAGGUACCACGAAGCAAAGCCUACGGUUUGAAAAUCAGGGUCAAUUGCAACGAAAUUGUUUAAAUGAAAUCUAUGAAUUGGAAAACAAAAUGACUGCCAUGAAAUUCUUUAUAGUUGCUUCGAUUGUUUAUGGACUUGUUUCUUCAGCAAUUGCUUGGGAUUUUAUUAUAGAGCGUAACUCAACAAAUAAGUUGACCAAUAGUGUAGUCGAUUCUAUCGAUAAGUUUAACAUUUCUGAGUGCUCCAGUAGUGAUGAUGCUUGUACAAAGUUUCGUGGUCAAAAACUAGUGGACAGAUGUCAAUGUGUUUGCAAUCAGGGCAAGAGCACGUUUGGUUUUUAUAACAACCAAUGGGGAUGUACUGACAACUCGAUUGUGCAGCAGCAUGCAGCUUGCGAAUAUACUUUAGAACGUCCAGGUAGCAAGGGAGACCAUGAUCCAUUAUUAACACUACCAAUUCUAGGACCUCACAACGACAAUAACUAUGUAGGGAAUAUCCCUUCUGAUAAAAGCUGUAAAGUCAUAGCAGCAAAUGCAACAUUUCUGGAAUGUGAUGGUUCCUGGGUCAAGUUGAUUGGGUCCAAUCUGAAAAGCAAGCUGGCCUUUCAAUAUAAUAAAACAGGAACUGUGUACGUUGGACCGUACCAGCCAUCGUCAGCAGCAGAUCCUUCUCUCGAUGGUCGAGUCAUCAAGAUUGCUAUCAAGUGUGAAGGUCUGACAUGGACCCCAUCGCAAUGUGUUACCUUCAAAAUCAAAGGACAACUUACAUGUACGUAUUCGUCAGGUUCUCCAAGAAAUAAUCCACCAAUUAAUCCAAAUGAACCGACUGCAACACCGCCCCCUAGUACCACGACCGUAACAAACGGUACAGGAAUUAAUAUCAAGAAAUCCCAAAGUGACGAUACAACACCCGCUGCAGCAUUGAUCGCAGGCUCAGUAGUUGGUGGAAUUGCUUUCGUCAUGCUUAUCGUAGUCAUCGUAGUAUUGAUAAUUUACUGGAAACGACGAAAAGCUAAAGCAAAAGAGAAGAGUGUACGCCGUGCCCAAGGAAACCUUGCGUAUGAGCAAGGUCCUGACCCUUUCAUACCACUAACAAGACCCACAAGCUUUCGACCUUUACCUCAACCACCACCUAAUUUAACGUAUGAUUACUUGGAAAGAGGUUCUUCGACGAUUCAAAGACCUAAUAGUGUCAUCCCAGUGUCACCUGGACCAGGAGCUUAUGAUCAUUGCAACGGUGAGCCGCUGUAUGGUGAAAUUGACGAGACUUAUAGUACACUAAACCAUCAACCAUUACCACCAACCCGAUCCAUAAACAGUGACUUCAGGUUUACUAAUGUCCCAGCUUCUGGCUUUUCGCCCGAGGCCACCAACAAAUCGAGUACUUUGAUAAGCAGCGACGGCUCUGGUUCCGGGAUAGGCCGUUUUGAAGAACAUUAUGAUGUUGCUGGAGGGCAAAUACAAUGUAGUCUUCCAAGAGAAAACAAUUUAAAUCCGGGUGGAUCAAACAGCCUGGAUCGGGAGACAAACGUCUCUUAUGAUGUCCCAGGGAGUGUCAUUCGGAGAUCUUCCAAAGAGAGACCUAAAAAUAGCAUCCAAGAUAACGCAACGGUCCCAAGUAACGUUAUGCAACAGCCAUCGCAGCGUGACAUACUUCAGAGAGAAGCCUACGAGACUGUUUGGGAUGAUGAAGAUGAUAAUUUGGUUGCGAGGAUUGAUUUGUCAUAAAAAGAAAGACACUGGUGUUGACGUCAUGAUCCUUUGGCCAUAAUGAAAUUAUCUAUAUUCUUUUUUCAGUACCAGAAUGAGAUUGA